Messenger RNA from Lasiodiplodia theobromae, 1041 nucleotides. RefSeq lists its product as uncharacterized. Bases 1 to 1041 code for a protein of 346 amino acids. The transcript has a single exon. NCBI's taxonomy places the organism in Eukaryota, Fungi, Ascomycota, Dothideomycetes, Botryosphaeriales, Botryosphaeriaceae. The record is from RefSeq and is a predicted model, not a curated record.
AUGCGCACGCAGCAACAACAACACUCCAAAUGUCGCCUCCUCGAGCUCCCGGUUGAGCUGCGCCUGCUCAUCUACGACUAUGCCCUCUUCUCCCACGAACACGUCACCAUCGCAACCGGGCUCAAGUGCAGCUUCGCCUCGCCCGUCGACAGCGGCUACGAGAGCGAUGACGGCCGCGACUCGGACGAAUUGAUCCCCGACCUGCCUCCAGACGUCGAGCCCGUCAUUCUGCCGCGCUUCGACCCGGACUUCCUCCAUCUUGAACAGCCGCCGAUCUUCGACAACUGCGCGAACAACGACCAUGCCGCGCCCGUCGUGCCGCUCACUACUCCGCUUGCCCUGCUUCAGACGAACCGUCAAGUCAGGGACGAGUUGACCUGGCAUCUCAAGAGCCAGCGCACCCACGACCGCAAGCUGUCCCUGUACAUGACUUAUCCCUACGGCCUGCUUGUUUUCCAGCAUCUGUGCCCAGACCUGAUUCGGCUGGUCCGAAGCAUCCACAUCAGCGGCUACUACUACCCCACGCACGCCCAGGAACAGGUGAAGCGUGCCGCCGAGUGCCGCUGGAUGCAGCGCCUGUACACGCAGCCGCCGCCCAUUGACGAACCCGUCAUCAAAGCUGCAAACGGCGUGCUCAAGCAAUUGACGCGCACCAUUAUGGGGCAGAGCCCCAAGGUGCCCAUGGAGGAGCUCGAGAUGCGCAUCUACCACCCCGGGCCAAAGGGCAACGAGCUCAUCUGGCGAGGCGAGAAUCCCAGCAGCCCCAUCUGUGUCGCACUAUGCAACACUCACGGUGGGGCGAUAGACAGCUCGGUGACGCAGGGCGGGAGAGGGGCGGGCGCAUGGCUGAAGAUCACGCCCAACCCAGAAGCGCGCACUCUGACGCAGAGGUGGAAGAGAUUCACCGACGGCAACAGCAAAGAAGAGUGCGAGGGCUGGGUGGUGAACCCAGAGUGGCCGCGAAUACCACCGCCGCCCAUAGCGAGCAGCCCGUCGAGUCCCGGCGACCAGUCAGACGCGGGAGACGAUGCGGCCUCGUAG